AGUGCUUCCACACUCCGUUACUGUGCACGGGGAUUGUUAACGACCCUCGGAACCGAACAAAUUAAGAAAGCGUUUGAGCUGAACUAAGAUCCGAAUACCACGGGCAAAGAUGUCUUGCCUCAAGAUUUUGAAGUAUACCAUGUGUGUGGUGAACUUCAUUUGCUUUAUAUGCGGUGUAGCAGUGUUUGGAUUGGGGAUUUACAUGAUGAUAAAUUUCAAGUUUGCGUCUCUGAUCCCAACCCUCCGGGACUUGAACAUCGCCAACACCCUCUUCAUCAUCGGUAUCAUCAUCACCUGCGUGUCUUUCCUGGGUUUUAUGGGCUCUCUGAAGGAGAACCGUUGCCUUCUCAUCUCUUUUUUCAGCCUGCUCUUCCUUCUCAUGCUGGCUGAGUUCACCAUGGCCUGCACUCUACUUGUCUAUGAGGACAAGGUGAAUGAGUUCCUUCUGACCGACCUCCAGAAAAGUCUGAAUACGUCAAAAUCUAUGGGUGGGAGGAACAGGACAAAACAUGACUGGGACAUUCUUCAAGAUAAAUUAAAUUGCUGCGGGAUCCAAAACGUGACCGACUGGAAGCUGAACAUCCCUGACUCGUGCUGCAUUAGAAACGACUGUUCAGGCUCUCCACAGUACAAGACUGAGGGCUGUUACACCAAGGCACAGAAGUUCCUUGAGGACAACCUUCUCAGCAUAGGCGUCGGCGUGAUUGUCAUUUGCAGUAUUGAGGUGCUGGGCAUGUGUUUUGCCAUGACUCUGUUCUGCCACAUCAGUCGAACUGGUCUUGGAUAUAAGUGAAGGAAGAGAGAGAUCCAGUUUUUCUAUUAAAUCAUCAAACCUGAGCACCAUCAAGGCCGGACUCCGAAAUCUUCACAUGUAACUUUCAUGUUCACAUUUUAAAAAUGUUCUCUCUGUAAUCCCAAGAAACAUACAUAGACCUACAGUGUUAUGUUAUCAGCCACGAUAUGUUUUAUCUGCUUUGCGGCAGGCUAGUCUUUCAUAGAUCCAUCAUAUCACACCUUGUCGGUUAUGUAGUGUUAGCUAAGCCAUAGCAUGUAGCAGUAGUAUUAUUUUAAGAGUAUCAUCACAUUCGACCAAACAAAAUCAUUUAACUAAAGGAUUGCAGUGAAGACGACAAAUUAUCGAGACCUGUUGCUUAAACUGAGCUAAAAUUAAAAACCACAUGCUAUGUAACUUUGUGGACCAGUGUUAUACACACUGAGGAACAA
Chanos chanos (milkfish) is the source of this 1224-nucleotide messenger RNA. Its product is annotated as leukocyte surface antigen CD53-like. Lineage: Eukaryota; Metazoa; Chordata; Actinopteri; Gonorynchiformes; Chanidae. Gene Ontology annotation, cellular component: plasma membrane. The record is from RefSeq and is a predicted model, not a curated record. The transcript has 8 exons. Bases 110 to 793 code for a protein of 227 amino acids.